CGCAACUAAUGUGUUGUACUUACAAUGAGUUGCAGUAAAAAUCAGGAUAAAAACGAUAAAAAUGCCAUUAAAACUUGUGUUAUCGAUGGUUGCGGGGCAAACUCGAAAACGAGUCCAUAUCUUUUCUUUUUGAAAGUACCGCAAAACCCCGAACGGAGGAUCGAUUGGUGCGAUGCUAUGGGAGUAGCAGUUCAGAAGGGCAGAGUCUACUGCUGUACUCGGCAUUUCGAUAUCCCCGGAGACUUUGAUGGCGACGCACCUUCAGAUAAAUCAAGUGGUAUCCGGUUGAAGCUAAAAAGCCAUGUCUUGCCUCAUAAGGAUAUAUCGAUUCAAUAUGAAACCAGGAAUAUUUAUCAGCUGUUUGAAAUUAUGAAAACCACGAAAAAAAUCGAAAAACCAAACAGAUAUUUGCUACCGGCGAUUGAACAAGAUCUCAAUAUCAAAGUUCCUUUGAAUAUUAAACCUGCAACUAUGAAUGAAACAUACGAUUACGUUAUCGCUAAAAUCAAGGAUUAUUUCAAAUCGGACCUUCCUAAGUCAAAAUAUCAGUUAGUGCAGAUGUUGAAGGGCCACAGAGAUAAAAUUGCGGAAAUGGUCAAUAAGAAAAAUAUGAAGGGUGCUCUGCAUGGUACAGUAUUGCUGAAAACGGUUCAACCAUUUCUUCAGUACGAAGCGAAUGGAAAUUUGGAUUUACCAAUCGGGCACAAAGAGCUAGAACAGUUAUAUUUCGAGUUGGAAUCCAAUCAAAUAAAAGCUUUCUUCCGUCCACCUAAAAAUGUAACAUAUAACAGUGAUGCUGAUGGUAACUUUAAAGAUCUAUUUUUCUUACCUGGAAUACGCGUAAAUUUGUCCCUUCCCUUCUUGGAGUUGGUUAGAGAAGUGGCAUUGAAUUCUGAAAAGUACAUCGUGAAUGUUAAAAGCAUCCCCAAAGCUUCUGAAGGAAAACCGAAUGGUUUGGAGUGGUUCCAGAAAGUGGAUAAACCUUACAGGUUGAAAUCUUCUAAGGUUGGUCAAUAUGUCACGUUGGAGUAUGUAGACAUCCUGAUAAAUCUUUUCGAGACAUUUGAAUUCAUGAUGAGUCAACGUCAAAGAUCCACUUUGAUAUUUCUUUUGCAGCAAACAAGAAAGGAUUUGUCAGAAUAUGAAAUGAAGGAACUUCAAAUCACCUACAGUUGCUUUUUGUCUAACUACAAGUACUAUCGAAUCAUAAACGAAGACAUCGCACAAGAAAUUGGAGAUGAGGAAUUUUACAUGUUUGUGAAGGAAGUAAUCAAUCCUGAAUUGAAUUUUCAGUUCAUAAACGCAAUCGAUAGCAAUGUAGCGAGCAUCGACAAAAUUGAUCAAUACUUUCGACCAAUCCUUGGUUACAUAAAUGAGGAAGCUGGGUUUACUGACGGAGAACCGUACCUGACUUUCGCUGAUCAAUUGAAGAAGGCAAUUAGUUACACGUGUCAGGAGUGUAACAUAACCUUUGAGUCACCACUUGCUCAUCUCACCGUCAAAGAACAUCGAUUUUGCGGUACCAAAAAGUGGAAAUGUGUUCACUGUAAUGCGGCGUUUUUAGAAACAAAGCUUGCUACUGAUAUGUGGGCUCACAAGUGUCCCUAUACGUUUUGUAAAUAA
Messenger RNA from Ochlerotatus camptorhynchus, 1623 nucleotides. RefSeq lists its product as uncharacterized. The record is from RefSeq and is a predicted model, not a curated record. Bases 25 to 1623 code for a protein of 532 amino acids. The transcript has 2 exons. Lineage: Eukaryota; Metazoa; Arthropoda; Insecta; Diptera; Culicidae.